ACAUAUUUACCAAAUAAUAGUCAGCGCGCCGGAAGGAAAAUCAAAUCUUCUCCGCUGUCCCCUGCACAGUAUCGACUCGACAGCUGCCCAACGCACACGCGUAUCUAGACUGGACUUUUUAUUCUCAACGCGCGCCGUACUUCAACGACCGAGUCAUGGAUCCAAGCAAGCAAACUCAAUCGUCGACCAGUGGCACCUGCGGCAGCAGCAGCAGCAGCAGCGUUAGACACGCGUUUUCGGAGCCGGACGUCGUGCCCCGAACGAACGAUCGGGUAACGAGGCGGCCCAGGCAGGCGGGCCAGAGGAUCCACCAGUUCGCGCGAGGCAGCCACACGCCCGUCCCCACGACGAACCAGGCCGUCGUCCUGGAUUGGGUCCCGGACAUCCAGCUCGACUCGUACAUCGCCACCGUGGGAAACAUCGUCCGGCCGGCCCACGUCCGUUACGCCUCGCUCGUUCAGCCGAAUCGCGUCUGUCUGUUCGUCAGCGACGCCCAGAUGGCCCAGACGCUGCACGGCCGGACCGUCGUCGUCGAGGGUCACACUCUGCUAGUCCAGCCGCUGAUCCAGCCGCUGGCCCGAGUUCUGGCCACCAACGUCUAUCCCUUCAUCGAGGACCAAACGAUACGCGACCACCUGUCCGUUCACCACGGAGUCCAGGUGAGGGACGUCGUCCACGUGGGCGCGGACAGCCAACUGCCCGAGUACGGCCACGUGCUGGGCUUCGCGCGCCACCUCUACGUGCCGCCCGAGCAACUGCCGAUGAUCCCGGCCAGGAUCACGGGCCGACAGGUCGACUGGCCGUAUCUGAUUUACCUGGGAUCGGAGGAGCAGCGCUGCACGAGCUGCCAGCACGUCGGACACCUGGCCAGGUACUGCGCCAUGGACCAACGGUGCAUCGGCGCCUACGCUGGAUCGACGACCGACCGCAGAAGCAGCAUCAGCAGCGGCAGCAGCGCCAACCACAUACCGAGUGAUGAAGGACCACCAUCGUAUACAUCGACGGCCGCGGCGGAUGCGAGUGUGGCGUCUGCGUCGGUACCGAUCCAGCCAAGAGGUGUGCCAUCCUCUCUCGGACCAUCGCCUGGCCAAACAGUUCUGAAAUCGGAGCCGUCGACUGCGACGAAUGCGAAUGUGACGUCUUCGCCGAAGCGGACUAUGCCAAUAGGUGACCAAUCCUCUCACGAACGAACGCCAGGCAAAAAAAAGAAGAACUCGUCGCCGUUGGCCGAGACGCUUGCGGUUUCGUCUCCGAAAACGCCGAAAGUUCAGGACUCGCCGAAACGGUCGAAAGAAAGAAAAGAUGACCUAUCCUCUCUUGAACGCACCCCAAGCAAAAAAAAUCAGAUCAGUCAAUCGUCGUUGACCAAGGCACUUGAGAUGAUGUUAGAUUCUCCGAACGCGUAUUUUUACCCAAAAGGUGUCAUCCUACCCUCUCUCAUGUCAUCGCACACCACGAACCCCCAAUCCAAGCAGGUGAAAAAUACCAUCAACCCGUCGCCGCUCGCUGAUGAUCCAUCCGCACCUCAACCUGGCACGAGCACGGAUCAUUCUUCAUGUCCGUUCGUCGCCGCGACCGUGGGUUCUCCCGCGAGCCAAUCGAACAUCGGCGCGGACCCAUCGGCGGACCCAAGCCCGUCGACCCCGUCGAACGCUGCAGCUGCUGCUGCUAAUCCGUCGACGAGCGAGGGGACGCCGAAGAAGUCGAUCGUGAAGCUCGACACCAUAGACAUCUCGCUGGUUCAGUGCCCUCCCUCCUCGGGGACGAGAUCGCUCACCAGGGCGGCAGCCCGUUGUUCUCCCAGCGGCGACGCACAGCCGCAAUCUGCGGAGUCGCGACCACGACCCGCGACGCCGGGAAUCCGCAGAACCAUCGGACGCCCCAGAAGCAUCAUUCACUUCGACAGGCGGACGUCGCCGGCAGCGAGUAGAUGGACGUAUCGGGAGCAGGGGGAGCAGGAGGAGGAGGACGAGCUACCGCUGACAUCCAUUGAGCAACAAUCGACUUCUGACACGGAAUGAACAGCAUGUAUACAAGGAACAAUUUUAAGCCUAUACGUAUAACGGUUCGACCGAGUCGUAUGAUACGUAUAGAUUUACGUAGCUACUACGUAUGUUGAUAUUUGUAAAUAUGUAUGUAUGUAUAAAGGCUAGGUUAGGACCUAUAAAUUGAUCACAACUUGACCGAUUAAGCGACGAGGCUGGAAAACAAAAUAUAUAAUAUAUAUCGUACGUCUUUGCGUGUAUGUACACCGACACACAAAAACAUCUGAUAGUAUCAUGUACUUUUGUUUUCACACCUCAUAAAUAGAGUAAUUGAUUCACGGAUUUAUUACACUUAACGCAAAACGCUAAUUAUUGUAGUUCCUAAGUUGUUCAUUUUCUUAUUUAAUGUUAGAUUGGUAAACGAACGAUGAUCGAUUAUUGUAUACGUGAAAAAACGUAGAUCUACUAGAUACUUGUUUAUUAUUUUAUUUUGAUUCGGCCGUUGGUUUAUCAUUUUUAUCGAUACGCGAGCUCUCGAGCUAUUCCUCUGUGAGCAAUGAACAAAAAUUGUUUUUACAUUUUUAUGUUUUAAUUGAAGUACGCGCGUACUCCUGUACGUACGGCGUGUAUGUAUGUACGUUGAGUUCGAACGAAAAAUUGACUCAUUUUUUUUUGUAUUUUUAGUUUGUACGCGUACUUAUACGACAAAAAAUCGUGUAAUUCGACUAAUUGUAAUUAUUGAAACAGGAAUUCGGUCCAAAAUGAAAUAAGAAAGAAAAAAAAGAUGAGGAGAAUAAAUUCAGUCUAGAUAAACGUAAA
Messenger RNA from Trichogramma pretiosum, 2804 nucleotides. Its product is annotated as mucin-12-like. The coding region runs from base 156 to 2021 and encodes 621 amino acids. The record is from RefSeq and is a predicted model, not a curated record. Lineage: Eukaryota; Metazoa; Arthropoda; Insecta; Hymenoptera; Trichogrammatidae. The transcript is spliced from 4 exons.